This is a messenger RNA of Branchiostoma floridae (Florida lancelet), 2363 nucleotides long. Its product is annotated as isocitrate dehydrogenase [NADP], mitochondrial-like. The record is from RefSeq and is a predicted model, not a curated record. Lineage: Eukaryota; Metazoa; Chordata; Leptocardii; Amphioxiformes; Branchiostomatidae. The transcript has 11 exons. Gene Ontology annotation, biological process: isocitrate metabolic process. Gene Ontology annotation, cellular component: mitochondrion. Gene Ontology annotation, molecular function: isocitrate dehydrogenase (NADP+) activity; NAD binding; magnesium ion binding. The coding region runs from base 80 to 1435 and encodes 451 amino acids.
ACACAGAGACUCGCCUGUCAAUCACGAGGUAUCCCCGCCCCUUUCUAUCCUAAGGUCUCUUCUUGCAAAAAGCCGGAAAAUGGCGGGCGUUCUCACCAAGGUUUCCCGCAUCGUGUCCGCUUCGCAGGCGACUCUGCGACAAGCUCCUGCUGCCCUCGGCACUACAGCAUCCCUCCAACACAGAAACUAUGCCUCAGGAAAGCGUAUUGAGGUGGCCAACCCAGUGGUGGAGCUGGAUGGGGAUGAGAUGACCAGGAUCAUCUGGGACAUGAUCAAACAGAAGUUGAUCUUCCCCUACAUCAAUGUGGACUGUAAAUACUACGACCUGGGACUGCCCUACCGUGACCAGACCGACGACCAGGUCACCAUCGACUGUGCUGAGGCCAUCAAGAAGUACAACGUGGGCAUCAAGUGUGCAACCAUCACUCCUGAUGAGGAAAGGGUUGUUGAAUUCAACUUGAAGCAGAUGUGGAGAUCCCCCAAUGGGACGAUCCGUAACAUCCUGGGUGGAACAGUGUUCCGCGAGCCAAUCAUCUGCAAGACCGUACCCCGCCUUGUUCCCGGCUGGACACAGGCCAUCGUCAUUGGCCGUCACGCUCACGGCGACCAGUACAAGGCUACUGACUUUGUGGCAGAGAAGGAGGGGAAGUUCGAGAUGAUGUUUACCCCUGCUGACGGCAGCGAACCAACCAGAAUGGAGGUGUUUGACUUCAAAAAUGGAGGAGGCUGUGGCAUGGGCAUGUACAACACUGAUGAGUCCAUCACAGGAUUUGCCCACAGCUGCAUGCAGUAUGCCAUCAACAAGAACUGGCCACUCUACAUGUCAACCAAGAACACCAUCCUGAAGAGAUAUGAUGGCAGGUUCAAGGACAUCUUUGAGGACAUCUACCAAAAACAUUACAAGAAGGACUUUGAGUCCAGGAAGAUCUGGUACGAGCACCGUCUGAUUGACGACAUGGUUGCCCAGGUGCUGAAGUCAUCUGGAGGGUUCGUGUGGGCCUGCAAGAACUAUGACGGAGAUGUGCAGUCUGAUGUGGUUGCACAAGGAUAUGGUUCCCUUGGUCUGAUGACCAGUGUCCUGGUGUGUCCUGACGGUAAGACCAUCGAGGCCGAGGCUGCCCAUGGCACGGUGACCAGACAUUACCGAGAACAUCAGAAGGGAAACCCAACGAGUACCAACCCCAUCGCCAGUAUCUUUGCCUGGACAAGAGGCCUAGAGCACCGUGGGAAACUGGAUGGGAACCAGGAUCUAGUCAAGUUCUGUCAGACCCUUGAGCAAGCCUGUGUUGACACCGUGGAUUCUGGGAAGAUGACCAAGGACUUGGCAGGAUGUGUCUAUGGAGGCAUGGCCAAUGUGAAGCCAGGCCAGUACCUAUACACUAUGGACUUCCUGGAGGCCAUUGAGGAAGAACUGAAGAGGAAGAUGGGCAACUAGACUGAACCAACCAGUGUCCAUGUGGGACAGUUCAUGUCAUGAGGGACUGAAGUGCAGAACCAUGUGUGUUGUAUGCAGUGUAUACUAUUUUGGGGGAAGUCUAACUUCAAGUUCUGUACUAUAUACUGCCACAACUCAACUAGCUAAACCUGUAAUGUAUUUGAAAGUAAAGCAAUAGAAAAGAAAAUUGGUGUUGAUACUAAAUUAUUGCCUUGCUUCUGUAUCACCAAAGUUGCCAUGUCAAAGUGUAGAACAAGAAAUUGUGGAUUCAAAAACAAGUAGGGAUGAAAAUAAGAGUGCUAAAGAAUUGCUGUGAAAAUUUAAAAUACAUAUGUAUGUAUGUUGACUGUGUGUGUUAUACAUGUACCAGUGGUAAUCUACAUUCUUACUGUCAUGACAGUUAAAGUUCUCUAGGUUCCACAACUGAGUACUGAUUCAUGUCAAGCCUUGCUAUUUUCAUGCCUCCUUGAUUAAUCUUUCUUUGGUGCCCAAAUCCUGCACAUCCACCAUGGCUUUGCCUGCUAGAAGCUACCAAUGAGCAUGCUUAAAACUGGUCUGCAUUGUAAUUUCAGGGAGUCACCUUCAAGCUUUUGACCAACCUGCAGCCCAUAGCAGGUGAGUCAGAUCUUGGAGGUACAAUGUAGUAGCAAAUGUCAAUAAUUUAAGUUUGAGACUUGUCAAACCCCACCAAUGUCAACUCCACAAGGCACUGGGUCAUCAUCACAGUUUCCUGCAUGUGCAGAUAAAGAGCAUAAGCUGUCAUUACCAGAAUGAAAGACAUGUACAUCUACUCACUUGGUGUGAGGCUUAACCCCAGCAUGAAUUGUUCUGUUAUGAAAAGUGAGGAAUGAAAUGUCUGACUACCUCCUACUUACUUCUUACUUUGUGCCACAUGACUUGUUUGCCCAAUAAAGGAGUCUUGAGUGUG